Molecule: messenger RNA, 1254 nt
Organism: Cornus florida
Lineage: Eukaryota; Viridiplantae; Streptophyta; Magnoliopsida; Cornales; Cornaceae
Exons: 2
Coding region: 1-1011 (336 amino acids)
Source: RefSeq, a predicted model, not a curated record
AUGAAUAUUUUACUAAGAUUUUUGGGUCUUACCAACAACUCACCGUCAAAGAGUGAGCAACAGGGGAGGGCACCUGAAUCGGAACACUUGAGGCUCGUUGAUGAUAUACUAAGAAGUCAGCUUCGAGUAUGUCAUGACAACAUACCUGUUGCUUGGCUCCUUUCUAGAAGUGCUUCUAGACAAUUACUCGAACUCCAUAAGAGGGAUCUAUCUGCUGCCAAAUAUGGGUGUGCGGAUGAUGUUAUUAAGGAGGAGGUUGCAUCUCCUAAUGUCGUCGAGAUCAGAGAUAGUGCUGGUGAUAGCCACUUGGACUUGGACUUGAGCCUGCCGGAAGAUGGAAAUGUAAAUGUAGCCCCGGCUUCAACUUCAUCAGCAGGUGUUUCAGUACCCAACACCAGUCUCAUGCCACCCCUUCCUCCACCUCGGGAGGAGAACAUUGGCCCUGACAAAUUAGUGCAGUGGCGCAGUUAUGAAUGUAGCUUCCAAAACAUUCCAUAUCUUGAUGACAUAUUUCACAAACACCCCAAGACUUUUGAAGCUUUUAAAGUGAAAAGUGCACAUUUUCAAGCGACAUUCUUGGAUGCCCUCGCAAGUCUGAUCAAAUCUUUGGCAGGAAAAAGGAUUAGCCAAAUUACAACCAACGAUAUCAAUGUUGCUAGAGAUCUAAUGAUGGAUUGGAAAUCCAUGGCGGGGUUGGAUCUAUCAUGGCUCGAGCAGAGGUACGCAGAUGCCAAUGCUAGACUUGCAGUCCAUGGACUUAACCAAGAAUCUGCACAGAUUUUGUUAGAAUUGCAACAUUCUGAUAAAUAUGUUAUGGAUCUCCGUCGCGAUUUAGUGGUAGAGGAGGCAAAAGCUGCUUCUCUUAGAGCAAGGUGUGAGGAGUUGGCCGAGAAUAUCUCUUCUCAGCAAGCUCUUAUUGAUCCUACUCUUAGUUUUGAAGAUGAAAUUUUGAAAGACUUAUUGACUGAACAUUCACACCCGGAAAACUUCAACUCUACCCUAAGCAACUAGUUUUUUGAUAUGACAUCGCAUAUCUCUUCAACUUUUAGGCCCCUUUUGGCCUUUCCUGGGACUUGCAGCCCAUUCGUUUUUGUGUGUUUCGAUGGCAUAUAAGCAAUGUUAGUGUAUGAUAGAAAUGGCUUGGAAACUUAGAAGCAGUGUAGCUAGCUCACUCACAGCUCUUUUGUAAUGUAUUUUGUGUGUGUAUAAACAACUUGUGAUGUGUUCCAUGAAUCCAGUGUCUUGAUCCAACAA